Molecule: messenger RNA, 6509 nt
Organism: Homo sapiens (human)
Lineage: Eukaryota; Metazoa; Chordata; Mammalia; Primates; Hominidae
Gene: CNNM3
Product: cyclin and CBS domain divalent metal cation transport mediator 3
Exons: 7
Coding region: 11-2227 (738 amino acids)
Biological process (GO): magnesium ion homeostasis; transmembrane transport
Cellular component (GO): plasma membrane
Source: RefSeq, a predicted model, not a curated record
GCAGCAGGCGAUGGCGGCGGCGGUAGCUGCGGCGGGUCGGUUAGGCUGGUUGUUCGCCGCGCUCUGCCUGGGCAACGCCGCGGGGGAGGCCGCGCCGGGCCCGCGAGUGCUGGGCUUCUGCCUGGAGGAGGAUGGAGCGGCGGGCGCGGGUUGGGUACGCGGAGGGGCGGCGCGGGACACGCCGGACGCCACCUUCCUCCUGCGCCUCUUCGGCCCGGGCUUCGCCAACAGCUCUUGGUCCUGGGUGGCCCCGGAGGGGGCGGGCUGCCGGGAGGAGGCGGCCUCCCCCGCGGGCGAGUGGCGCGCGCUGCUGCGCUUGCGCCUGCGGGCCGAGGCCGUGCGCCCGCACUCGGCGCUGCUGGCGGUGCGCGUGGAGCCGGGUGGCGGGGCGGCUGAGGAGGCGGCGCCGCCCUGGGCUCUGGGCCUGGGGGCGGCCGGGCUGCUGGCGCUGGCAGCGCUGGCGCGAGGCCUGCAGCUGAGCGCGCUGGCGCUGGCGCCUGCCGAGGUGCAGGUGCUGCGCGAGAGCGGCUCGGAGGCGGAGCGUGCGGCGGCGCGGCGUUUGGAGCCCGCGCGGCGCUGGGCCGGCUGCGCCUUGGGCGCGCUGCUGCUGCUGGCCAGCCUGGCGCAGGCGGCGCUGGCGGUGCUGCUGUACCGCGCGGCCGGCCAGCGUGCGGUGCCCGCCGUGUUGGGCAGCGCGGGGCUCGUGUUCCUGGUGGGAGAGGUGGUGCCGGCCGCCGUGAGCGGGCGCUGGACGCUGGCGCUGGCGCCGCGAGCGCUCGGCCUCAGCCGCCUGGCCGUCCUGCUCACUCUGCCCGUCGCGCUGCCCGUGGGGCAGCUGCUGGAGCUGGCGGCGCGGCCCGGGCGGCUGCGGGAGCGGGUGCUGGAGCUGGCGCGCGGCGGCGGCGACCCCUACAGCGAUCUCAGCAAGGGCGUGCUGCGCUGCCGGACCGUGGAGGACGUGCUCACGCCCCUCGAAGACUGCUUCAUGCUGGACGCCAGCACCGUGCUGGACUUCGGCGUCCUGGCCAGCAUCAUGCAGAGCGGCCACACGCGCAUCCCGGUGUACGAGGAGGAGCGCUCCAACAUCGUGGACAUGCUCUACCUCAAGGACUUGGCCUUCGUGGAUCCCGAAGACUGCACGCCGCUCAGCACCAUCACUCGUUUCUACAACCAUCCGCUCCACUUCGUCUUCAACGACACCAAGCUGGACGCUGUCCUGGAGGAAUUCAAGCGAGGGAAGUCCCACCUGGCCAUCGUGCAGAAGGUGAACAACGAGGGUGAAGGCGACCCCUUCUACGAGGUCCUGGGCCUGGUCACCCUGGAGGACGUGAUCGAGGAGAUCAUCAGGUCCGAGAUCCUGGACGAGUCUGAAGACUACCGAGACACCGUGGUGAAGAGGAAGCCUGCUUCUCUGAUGGCCCCUCUGAAGCGGAAGGAGGAGUUCUCCUUGUUCAAGGUGUCUGAUGAUGAAUAUAAAGUAACAAUCUCGCCUCAGCUGCUCUUGGCCACCCAGCGCUUCCUGUCCCGAGAAGUGGAUGUAUUCAGCCCGCUGCGCAUCUCUGAGAAGGUCCUGCUGCACCUGUUGAAGCAUCCCAGUGUCAACCAGGAAGUGAGGUUUGACGAGAGCAACCGGCUGGCCACACACCACUACCUGUACCAGCGCAGCCAGCCGGUGGAUUACUUCAUUCUCAUCCUGCAGGGCAGGGUUGAAGUGGAGAUCGGGAAAGAGGGUCUGAAGUUUGAGAAUGGGGCCUUCACGUACUAUGGAGUGUCGGCCCUAACUGUGCCAUCCUCGGUUCACCAGUCCCCGGUGUCCUCGCUCCAGCCCAUCCGCCAUGACCUGCAGCCCGACCCAGGUGACGGCACGCAUUCAUCUGCGUAUUGUCCCGACUACACCGUGAGGGCGCUCUCUGAUCUGCAGCUCAUCAAGGUUACGCGACUGCAGUACCUCAAUGCACUCCUGGCUACCCGAGCCCAGAACCUGCCACAGUCCCCUGAGAACACCGACCUGCAGGUUAUUCCAGGCAGCCAGACCAGGCUCCUUGGUGAGAAGACCACCACAGCGGCAGGUGAGUGCCAAGUGGUACAUCGUGCAUGGUGUCUGGACCUGAGGGCCGUGAGCUCACACACACAGACUUGCACUCUCGCCGCCCCCCCACCCUCUGUCUUUUUUCUCUCUUUUCUCCCCAUCCUUUUCCCUUCUUUAUAUAUAUAUAUCUAUAUAUAAAUAAUUUUUUUUUUUUUUGAGAUGGAGUCUUACUCUGUUGCUCUGUUGCCCAGGCUGGAGUACAAUGGUGUGAUCUCGGCUCACUGCAACCUCCGGCUCCUGGGUUCAAGCAGUUCUCCUGUCUCAGACUCCUGAGUAGCUGGGAAUACAGGCGCCCACGACCACGCCUGGCCAAUUUUUGUAUUUUUAGUAGAGAUGGGGUUUCACCAUGUUGGCCAGGCUGGUCUUGAACUCCUGACCUCAGAUGAUCCGCCUGCCUCACCUUCCCAAAGUGCUGGGAUUACAGGCAUGAACCACUGUGCCCAACCCCCUUCUUGCUUUUUUUUUUUUUAAUUCAUUAUUCAACUUGAACUUCUUGCUGUCUUUAAUAGCAUGGAUGACACCAAACUAUAGACUAACUGGUAUUUAGAGUAGAGUAUAGUAAGUCGGUAUUUCUCUCAAGGACGUCUUAGAAUGGAUUGACUUAAUCAGAGAUUUGUUGGGAAGUGGGAAUAAGUUUUAGUUCAGACACUCUUUUGGCCAUUUAAGAUUAAGUUUAGGUCACUUUGAGUCAGCAGUGGCCCUGGCUUAGAGGGUGUGUGGCUGGCAGACACCAUCCUAGACACUAGAAGGGCAUUUGUGAAGAGUUUGGUCAGUUCAUACUAAUAUUUAAGCGUGGCCCAUCCAGUGCUCCACUGCGAGCAGGAAGAUUGUGUUGGAAGAAAUUUUGCAAAUCGAACUAAAGGUUGUGGGAUAUGGAACCCCAUCCCCACACUGCAAGGAGGGAGGUGAAAGAGUCUGAAGUGUAGGCUGUGGGUAGGAGUGGUGAAGGGUUUCUUGUUCUUGUUUUUCAAGAAGAUACUUUAAUUCUGAUUGCGUUCCUAAGGUUGGGGUCAGAGAUAUGCCUGAACUUGAGAUUCCUGGAAGAGCUGGUGGGGCUGUGGAGGGAGCUGCAGGCUUGCCUCCUCCCACCCCCACCUGCCCCACCACGAGGAAGACAAGCUGUUAUCAGCACUUCCUCUGCCAGGCACUGUGCUAGGAGCUUCCAUGUCUAACUCUGCUAACCUCCCCGUGGCCAGAGGGCUGCUAGCUGUUCUGCCUGUUCUACAGGGCAGGAAUGAGAGCCAGAGAGAAGGCCCAGGGACUCUGACCUGCUUCCUGUAGGCCUCCCGUGGAGCCACUGUGGCUGCUCAGACCCACACUCGAGAGCACAAACAUGUUUUUCUAAUAGUCCUUUCUGAAUUGUGAGGUCACAUGCAGGUGCAAGGGACAGAAAUCCCACCCUGGGCCAUGUGGAUGCUUCAGCCCCUGUGGGCUCCAGAUCUGGGUGUUGGCAAAAAGGCAGCGGGUGAGGUCGUGCUGCUUAAGUCUUGGAUCUGGGGAUGGGUUGCAUCUCUUCCUAAAGAGAUCUCUCUAAGGAUGGUGCUGCACUUUUUUUUAAGAGAUAAGGUCUUGCCAUGGUGCCCAGGCUGGCUUCAUACUCUGGGCUCAAGUGAUCCUCCUGCCUCAGCCUCCAAAGUAGCUGGACGAGUAGCUAGUGCCGCACCUUUUAGGGUUGUUGAGGCUUCUGUGCUUACCCACUGUGAUGGUUUCUUAUUGUAUGGGGUGCCCCUUCUACAGAAGUUCACAUUGUCACAUUACACUGGGGUCUCAGAGGCCAAGGUUUUAAAAAUGGGAGUCUUUUGGUUUUGGUUCUCCCACAUGUGAGCCUUUUUCUGGCUCACUGCUACUCAGACUGCACGUGUUGUAGUGAAGAUACAGACCUAAUCCCAAAAUAAUGCUCUUCCCAUCACUGCACACCCGGAGAUUUUUAAAUAAUCUUCACUGGGCCGUCCUGUAAGAGAAUAGUUGAUAGUGGCUUUGUGGGUCAUUUCCUCUUUGUAAUGGAUUAUUCUCUAGACACAAUGUUGGUUAUUUUCACUUAAGUACAACCUGACAGUUGCUUCAGUGAGGCUGGCCUGCUGUCUUUCUGUUUCUUGCCUGAACUCGGGUUGUCCUGCAUUUUGUCCCGUGAGCUUGGCACUUCACUGUCCGGAGGAGCGUAGGGCCGCUGCACACCUGGAGAUUUUGGUGGGGCACUGCUUAAAUCAUGCAGAUGAGAACCAGUUUCUGGAGACCUUGGCACUAGACGCCCAGCAGAGAAGUGCCUUUUUUGAGACUUGGAAGACACAAUAAUUUUAAAUUGCCUACAGCAGGGGUUGGCAAAUAGUGGUGCAAGGGCCACAUCUGGCUAGCAGCCUAUUUUUGAGAAUGAAGUUUUAUGAGAACCCACACAUCUGUUUGUAGAUUGCUAUGGCUGCCUUUGAGUUACAGCAGUGGAGCUGAGUAGCUGUGACAGAGACUAUAUGACCUACAAAAACUAAAAAUAUUGGUCCUUUACAGAAAAAGUUGUCUGACCCCUGGCCUACUAUUUCAAAUCCUGGGUAGGUCCUCCACGUCAGUUCUUCAUGGAACUGUAUUGCCGAGGGAAAGGCAGUCCCCACACUGUGCAGCCCUCCAUGCUGUGCUCCUGGCUUUCUCUGCCAUCCUGAGCCGCAGGCUGUGGGGCAGCGCAGCACCAGCACUGCAGCUGCCAGCUCUCCCUCAGCUUCCCCUGCCCGGGGCACCGGCCCUCUCCAUGGUGCUGCCCGGAGCCAAGAGGCACAACCAUUUCUGCUCAAUAGCUUCUCCUCUUCUUUCUCUCUCUGCUCUCUUUAGCCUUCCCAGUAGACCUUUCCCUCUUUGGCACAGUUGGAAACUGCAGUUGAUAAAUGACUGUGGACUAGUGCGCGUUUUUUGUUUUCAGAGCACACGUAAGGUAAAUAUCUUCCCUCUCCCUGCCCCUUCACUUCCCUUUCCUGGCCCUUCAGCUGAGGGAGGAGCAGAGCCCAUGGCUCCCCAGGCUGGGGGGCAUUUUUCUCCAGGGGUGUGGGGUGGGCGCUCCCUUCCAUCCUUCUGGAAGACAGGAGGGGUCAUGAGACUCCUCCACUGUGGAAAAUGGUGCUUCCUUCCAGCACAGGGUGCUGUAUCGUCCCGGGAAGGUGCCUCUUGUUCAGCAUAAUGACCUGGGACCCUCGGGGCCAGAAAUCCACAGCCCCAGCUUCCCCGUCUCCCAGGGAAGGCAUCUGUUGGCUGACCAUCUGCUAACCAGUCGCUCCUGUUUCUGCUCUGAUACUUCCCAAGGCAUCCCGAAGCACCUGUCUUAGCUGCCCCUUCCUGUCCCACAGAGGAUUUGGCACUUGGUUUUGACAGGAUACUUUACCAGCUUUGAUGUUAAUUCUCCUUCCCUUGUCUCCUGUAGGGUCCAGCCACAGCAGGCCCGGCGUCCCGGUGGAAGGCAGCCCUGGGCGGAACCCAGGCGUUUAACGGCUCACUAGGCAGCCCCAGAUCUGGGGAACAGAUGAGCACGUGGGGAGCUGGAGUGAGCUGAGCAGAAGUUUUGUGCCCGCCUGCCCCCAUCCCCUCCAGGCCACGUUUUAGAUGGCCCUUGUAGUUGCGGGUCCUGGGUGUCCUCAGAACUAGACAUCAAUGCCUGGAUCCUUCAGCCGGCCCUGCCCUCCUUUAGGAGACAGGAGUCACCAGGGCACAGCCCUCCAGGCCCGCCUCAGGAAGGAAUGAAAGGAAUGCCAUCAUCUCUAGUUCCCAGGGCCCAGCCUUCCCCUUCUCCCCCGGGGCAGGGACAGUGCGGCAUAUUCAGAUUCAGACCUCUUUGGGCUGAGCCACCUUGUGAGUGCAGUUACUGCCUUUGUGUGGCCGUGACCUCUAUUUGUUUGCUUUUAAUUUGCCAACCUAUCGCUGCUGGCAGCACUUUUUGAGCAAGCCGAGAGCACCCAUUUUGGCUGGGGGUUCAGAUCGAUGGCCUUGUCCAUGUUGUCCUUUCUGGCUUCCCUGAUGGUGUCAUGUUUCAGCGCAUGCGCCCCAGCCUUUCCCAUGUGCCAAACCAGAAGCUCCACUGCCCGUAGGCUGUCCCUGUAGCCCUGCUCCCUCCCUGGAGGCUGCUCUUCUGAUUCUGAGAGCUGGCCUAGUGGUGCUGAGGGCCCCUUUCUGCUUCUCUGCCCACCUGCUGAGUUGCCACUCGCAGUGUUGUCAGUUCCCGUGUUCUGAGAAGAGGUCAUGCCUGGGAGGAAGGGAUCGUCAUGCUGCAUCGAAUCCUCUCUCCGCCGUGUGGCCCCCAGGAGAGUAGCUGCCUGUUGCACCUGCUCCACACCUCCCCACAGCCUCCCUGCAGGUGCUGUGUGGCCGUGAUGUGCAGAGAGCAGUGAGGGAGGGUUCAUGAACCAGGUGGAUCCUCUUUAAAAAAAAAAAAGUUUUUGUUAUAUCUCUA